Gasterosteus aculeatus aculeatus (three-spined stickleback) is the source of this 2399-nucleotide messenger RNA. RefSeq names its product ATPase family AAA domain containing 3 (gene atad3). Gene Ontology annotation, molecular function: ATP binding; ATP hydrolysis activity; zinc ion binding. Lineage: Eukaryota; Metazoa; Chordata; Actinopteri; Perciformes; Gasterosteidae. The record is from RefSeq and is a predicted model, not a curated record. Gene Ontology annotation, biological process: mitochondrion organization. Gene Ontology annotation, cellular component: mitochondrion.
GCCUGCGCAGUAGGUCGCGGCGUGACACGCGUGUGGAGGAAGUGCAGUGACAGCUCUGCGGCAGCUCCACGGAACCGGCUAAACUUCGCUUUUAUUUAUCCGCGUUAAAAUGUCGUGGCUGUUCGGUCUGAACAAGGCGCAGCCGGAGGUGCCUCCUGGUCUCCCGGUUCCGCCUCCACCUCCUCCGCCGUCCGGAGGCUCCAGUGGCGGAGGAGAUAGACCCAAGGACAAAUGGAGCAACUUCGAUCCCACCGGGCUGGAGCGAGCUGCUCAUGCGGCCAAGGAGCUCGACAAGUCCCGACAUGCCAAAGAGGCGCUGGAGCUGUCACGAAUGCAGGAGCAGAGCACUCAGAUGGAGCAUCAGAGCAAAAUUAAGGAAUAUGAAGCAGCAGUUGAGCAGCUCAAAGGCGAUCAGAUACGAAUCCAAGGAGAGGAGAGGAGGAAAACUGUCAACGAGGAGACCAAGCAGCAUCAGGCGAGAGCCCAGUACCAAGAUAAGCUGGCCAGACAGCGAUAUGAGGAACAACUAAGGCAACAGCAAGCGCUGAACGAGGACAACCUGCGCAAACAGGAGGAGUCUGUACAUAAACAGGAGGCCAUGCGGAAAGCAACGAUAGAGCACGAGAUGGGGCUGAGGCACAAGAACGAGCUGCUGCGCAUCGAGGCCGAGACCAAAGCACGGGCCCGCGUCGAGCGAGAGAACGCCGAUAUAAUCCGCGAGCAGAUCCGUCUGAAGGCCGCAGAACACAGACAGACGGUGCUGGAGUCCAUAAAGACUGCAGGUGCUGUGUUUGGAGAAGGAUUCCGGGCCUUUGUGUCGGACUGGGACAAAGUGACGGCCACGGUGGCAGGACUGACCCUUUUGGCUGUGGGAGUUUAUUCCGCCCGAAAUGCCACAGCCGUGGCGGGACGUUACAUAGAGGCGAGACUCGGGAAGCCGUCUCUGGUGCGGGAAACGUCGCGGUUCACCGUCGCGGAGGCAAUCAAGCAUCCAGUGAAGACGGCCAAACGGCUGAAGAGCAAACCUCAGGAUGCCCUCGAGGGAGUCGUGCUCAGUCCUUCCCUGGAAGAGCGUGUACGCGAUAUCGCCAUAGCAACAAGGAACACGAGGCAGAACAACGGCCUCUACAGGAAUAUCCUCAUGUACGGCCCUCCAGGAACGGGCAAAACGCUCUUCGCUAAGAAGCUGGCGGUGCAUUCUGGGAUGGACUAUGCGAUCAUGACUGGUGGUGACGUGGCACCCAUGGGCCGCGAUGGUGUGACCGCUAUGCACAAAGUGUUUGACUGGGCCGGUACAAGUCGGCGCGGACUUCUUCUUUUUGUUGAUGAAGCCGACGCAUUCCUUCGCAAGAGAUCCACUGAGAAGAUCAGUGAGGACCUUCGAUCCACUUUGAAUGCAUUCCUGUAUCGUACUGGAGAGCAGAGCAGCAAGUUCAUGCUGGUGUUGGCCAGUAACCAACCAGAGCAGUUUGACUGGGCCAUAAACGACCGCAUUGACGAAAUAGUAAAUUUUGCUCUGCCAGGCCCCGAUGAGCGGGAGAGGCUGGUGCGGUUGUACUUUGACAAAUAUGUCCUGCAGCCUGCCACAGGAGGGAGGCAGCGGAUGAAGCUGGCACAGUUUGACUAUGGUCAAAAGUGCUCCGACAUAGCGAAGCGGACAGAAGGCAUGUCCGGAAGAGAGAUCUCUAAACUGGGCGUGGCCUGGCAGGCGGCAGCCUAUUCCUCUGAAGAUGGCGUCCUGACAGAGGCUAUGAUUGACGCUCGAGUGGGUGACGCAGUCAAGCAACACCUUCAGAAGAUGGACUGGCUGCAUGGAGACGAGGAGCCGCAGGCCAAGGCCUUUACUCUUCCCCCAGCUGGAGCGACAGCCGGGGGGGGCAAGAUGGGCUUCAAUCUGCCGCUCGGUGAGGCAUCGGAGGCCCAGGACGUCAUCGCCCCGUUCCUCGAGGUGAAAGAGGAACAAGAAGGUGGAAGUGUACCGCCUCCGUCGGACAUCAACGCCCAGCCGGCAGAUGGCCAAAGCGCCCCCCCGGUAGGAAAGGACUGUGACGAGGCGGCCAAAGUGGAGGCGAAGAAGGAAGACAAAACCGGAUCUCCUCCUCCUAAGGAUGGAACUCCAGUUUAAGCUGUGGAUGCCGAGUGGCCUGGAUUAGAAGGAUUAGUGUUCUGCCCCUUUAAGUCGUCUGUAGUUUAUCUUAUCUUUGACAGGAUGAGUUCAGCAGUCAGGGCAGAUAAUCGAUUAACAACAAAACACUAAUGCCCGAGGCUCUUUGAUUCUAAUAAAAUAUACAUAGUAAAAGUGUACUUUACAGACUGUGUCUACAAUAAGAAUAAUAUACGUGAUGUGCACAGUGUGUCUGUGGAAAUUAUUAAAUGGAUUUGUGUUUUUGUAAACUGCA